AUGGAUGAGAUCGCACCCGAAUACGAUGUUGUGGUGCUAGGCACUGGCCUGACCGAGUGUAUCCUGUCUGGUGUGCUUAGUGUCAAGGGCAAGAAGGUCCUCCACAUCGACCGCAAUGCGCACUACGGCGGUGAGGCCGCUUCUGUCAACCUCGAGACGCUUUUCAAGAAGUACGGCAACUACUCGCAGGGCGAGGAGCCAUGGAAGAAAUACGGCCGCCUUAAUGACUGGAACAUCGACCUGGUCCCCAAGUUCCUAAUGUCUUCUGGCGAGCUCACCAACAUCUUGGUCUCCACCGACGUCACCCGUUACCUCGAGUUCAAGCAGGUUGCCGGCAGCUACGUCCAGCAAGGAUCCGGUCCCAAGGCCACCGUGGCCAAGGUGCCUUCGGAUGCUGGCGAAGCGCUGAAAUCGCCCCUCAUGGGAAUCUUCGAAAAGCGCCGCAUGAAGUCGUUCAUUGAAUGGGUUGGCACCUUCGACCCCAAGGAUUCGUCGACUCACAAGGGCCUCGAUAUCAACAACUGCACCAUGAAGGAUGUUUUCGACAAGUUUGGCCUGGAGAACAGCACCAAGGACUUCAUUGGCCACGCCAUGGCUUUGUAUCAAACCGACGAGUUCAUCACCGCCAAGGGCAAGGCACCCGAGGCCAUUGAGCGCAUCCGCUUGUACGGAAACUCCGUUGCCCGCUACGGCAAGUCUCCUUACAUCUAUCCUCUCUACGGCCUCGGAGAGCUGCCUCAGGGCUUUGCCCGUCUCUCAGCCAUCUACGGCGGUACUUACAUGCUGAACACCGAUGUCGACGAGAUCAAGUACGACGGCGACAAGGCCGUGGGCAUCAAGGCUACCAUGACUGGCAUGGACGAGAUGAAGUUUGAGACCAAGGCUGGAAUGAUCAUUGCCGAUCCGUCCUACUUCCCUGGUCAAGCAAAGGUCGUUGGCCACGUCCUGCGCGCCAUCUGCAUUCUAAAACACCCGCUGGCCGGCACCAACGACAGUGACUCGGCUCAGCUGAUCAUUCCUCAGUCGCAAGUUGGCCGCAAGAACGAUAUCUACAUCGCUUGCGUCUCGGCCGCGCACAACGUUUGCCCCAAGGACUACUGGAUCGCCAUCGUUUCGACCAUUGCCGAGACCACGUCGAACCACCACCUCGAGCUGCAGCCUGGUCUGGAGCGUCUCGGAAAGAUUGAGGAACAAUUCAUGGGUGCCCCCAUCCCCAUUUACGAGCCUACUGAGUCUGGCUCGAAAUCCAACAUCUACCUCUCCAAGAGCUACGACGCAUCGAGCCAUUUCGAGACAACUACAGACGACGUCAAAGACAUCUACCGCCGCGCCACUGGAGAGGAGCUCAAGGUUGAGGGUCUUCGCGAGGGCAUCAAUGUUGAACAAUAG
Messenger RNA from Emericellopsis cladophorae, 1389 nucleotides. RefSeq lists its product as uncharacterized. Gene Ontology annotation, cellular component: cytoplasm. The record is from RefSeq and is a predicted model, not a curated record. The transcript has 8 exons. Gene Ontology annotation, molecular function: Rab GDP-dissociation inhibitor activity. Gene Ontology annotation, biological process: vesicle-mediated transport; small GTPase-mediated signal transduction; protein transport. Lineage: Eukaryota; Fungi; Ascomycota; Sordariomycetes; Hypocreales; Bionectriaceae. Bases 1 to 1389 code for a protein of 462 amino acids.